This is a messenger RNA of Ipomoea triloba (trilobed morning glory), 537 nucleotides long. Its product is annotated as serine carboxypeptidase-like 42. Lineage: Eukaryota; Viridiplantae; Streptophyta; Magnoliopsida; Solanales; Convolvulaceae. Bases 1 to 537 code for a protein of 178 amino acids. Gene Ontology annotation, molecular function: serine-type carboxypeptidase activity. Gene Ontology annotation, biological process: proteolysis. The record is from RefSeq and is a predicted model, not a curated record. The transcript has 5 exons.
AUGGACCUUGCUACUAAAACAGCCAAGGCUGAUCCAUGCCUUCUUGACUGGAUAGAUGACUACAUAACCAGGCCAGAUGUUCAGAAAGCUUUACAUGCCAAUGCAACUGCCUUUCCCUAUUCUUGGAAUUCUAUUUUUCAGGGGAAUAGGGAUACCAAUUUGUACAACCUUGCUAUUGACAUAUUGCCGACAUUGUCAACACUUCUAAAGAGUGAUAUCCCAGUUCUGAUUUACAGUGGAGAUCAAGAUUUAAGGAUCCCUGUCACACACACUAGAAUACUUGCAAACGAGCUUGCUACACGCUUGGAGCUUACCAUUUUGGAGAUGAAUGAACCAUGGUAUGAUGGCAACCAGAUUGGAGGAUGGAGUGUAACAUUCGGAAAAUUGGGUGAAGGUAAAAAGGUAGCAAAUUUGACAUUUGCAACAGUAAGAGGUGGAGCUCAUUUUGUGCCAUCUUCAUCUCCCUCGCAAGCUCUCACACUUUUUAAGGCAUUUCUCAAGGGAUCUUCACCACCCAAAAAUCACUCCGACCACUAG